Molecule: messenger RNA, 1722 nt
Organism: Fomitopsis serialis
Lineage: Eukaryota; Fungi; Basidiomycota; Agaricomycetes; Polyporales; Fomitopsidaceae
Exons: 13
Coding region: 1-1722 (573 amino acids)
Source: RefSeq, a predicted model, not a curated record
AUGCCUAAUCGUUAUGUCAGUUAUGUCGGUGCCCCAGGAACAGCGAACGGCAGCUUCCCCCCGGCCUUCCUAAUAGGCUCACAUACGAUCACGCAGCCUCUCGUUGACAUCACGUAUGUCAAAGCUCAUUUGAGCCUGCUAGGUGCAUUCAAAGCCCUAGAGCAACGCGUGGAGACGUGUCUUGAAGAUGACCUCCCUGUUCUCGCAAGGGGGCUUGAUUCUACCGAGCAGAAGUCACGCAGGUGGGUAUGGUUUGUCUGCCUAGCCGUGGAGAGGUUCCACCGCUGGGCGAAAUGCGCAACGGCGAAUCAAGACACUGAGUCUUGGGUUCACGCGGAAGCGCCACCGCUCGACGUGCUAAUGGUAUGGCACGCUUACAUGCUAAACCCCGCAUGGUACGGGGACGAUUGUCUGCGCGUAUCCGCGCUGCGAACUCUUCGCGCUUUGAAUGACAGAUUGUUACCUGCACUGGUUGUCAUGGGCAAUCCCGCCAAGUAUCGACCGUCUGAGGAACGCAAGCCGUACUUGGGCGAAGACGGCCGCGGAUUCGCCCAACAAGGGUUCAAACUGACGUGCUCAUGCUGCUCGUUGGCGAUCGACAAACCCGCGUUGGCAUUGGAUAAACUCGCGAGCGAUUUGGUCAAGGAUCACAAUGAUCCCGAUGCAACUAUGGACGCAUAUCUUCCAGGCACGCUGCGCAGUCCUACCGACCUGGCGUACAUCAAGCGUGCGAGGCAAAUCAAGGACCGGAUUGUGAACAUCGACCAGUUUCGCCAACCAAAAGCAUGCACUCGCGAAGAAUGGAGACGCAAGAUCAAGGAAGAUUUUGACCACUCCAUUAACAACGUUCACGAUACCCUGCGACCGAUGCCUCAGAGAGCUCUAGGUCUGCUCAAACGCAUGUUGAACAGGAUUCUGAGUGCUUACACAGACGAUAGCCCAUUCUCAAUAGACCUCGUAAGCGCUGUCAUCCGGCAGGGCUCCUUCACUUCCAAGAUGCACUACUUUGGGUGGACAGCUCCGGGGUACUUCGACAAGCCAAUAGACGAGGUCGUGCUCGUGCACGCGAUCACGCGCUACCAUGCAUUCCUUGACCUGAUGGCGCCGUCACCGGCGUCGUUCUUCGUGCCAACCCUUGACAUCGAUCUUGUUUGGCAUACUCACCAGCUGACGGCGGGCAAGUACGCAGAUGACUGCAUGGAAUACGUCGAACGUUACAUAGACCACGAUGACAAAGUGGAAGAGAAUCAUCUAGCAAACGCCUUCGAUGUUACUUGCAGGGUCUGGCAGCAACGUUUCGGCGUCCCAUACACCUACUGCGGGUGCCCCCUGCCCGGCGACUCCAUCGGCGACAAGCUCCAGCGGCUCUUGCGCAGACGAUCCGAGCAGCCAUCUGAUUUGUGUCCCCCGGCACAUCCCGACGCCCCGCUCGCCACGCACGCAAGCGAGCACAACGCCGUGCAGGUCCAGCUGAGCAGUGCGCUCGGCAAGCACAAGGCCGCAGAGCUCCGCCGCCAGAGAGAGCUACGCGAGCGGAAGAUGCACGAGCGCCGCAAGCGCGACGAACGGCGCAUGCUCAAGGGCGAGUUCGACCCGGAGCAGUAUCAGCGCGGACAGAGGCACGACAUCGUGUUUAUGGCGGCGGUGCCGUUCAUAUCGCCUGCGGGUCCUGGCGCCACAGGCUCGCACGAUGUUGCUCACGGGAAACCCACGCGUCUGUAG